Messenger RNA from Monosiga brevicollis MX1, 4698 nucleotides. RefSeq lists its product as uncharacterized. Gene Ontology annotation, molecular function: protein binding. Gene Ontology annotation, cellular component: axoneme. Gene Ontology annotation, biological process: cilium assembly. Lineage: Eukaryota; Choanoflagellata; Craspedida; Salpingoecidae. The record is from RefSeq and is a predicted model, not a curated record. Bases 1 to 4698 code for a protein of 1565 amino acids. The transcript is spliced from 18 exons.
AUGGCGGCCGCCGUGCAGCACGUCGUUCAUGGCAGCGUCGCGCUACUCCCGGCGGCCCCGUCUCAGGCGGCAGAUCGUCUGUUGUACAGUGGCAUUGAUGCCCUUUGGCAAUAUGACCUGCACAGCAAAUCAGCAGCCCCCCUUAUCCGUGGCCCCGAGCCCACCACCCUUUUUGCCGUCGCCGACAAAGGCAACACCAUCGCCCUCAUCCCAGAUCGGCCCAAACCCCCGAUCAUCCUCGCCAACACGGCUGGUGAACCCGUGCAGCAACUCGUGAGAGAGGAACGCGACUUCGCUGGAUAUGCGGCCUUGGCCCUCAGUACACAUGGCACCUUUGUCCUCACUGUCGACACUGUGCGUCGACGCAUCAAAACCCCGGAUGAAGCCGUCAUCACCAUCUGGGACACUCGAUCCAGUGAAGUGGUGUCGCAAACCAUCUUGCACCAUGUGGCACACCCCACCAUUUACAUGCGCCCCACCGCGCAGGUGUCAGACGCCGAUAAACCUUCCGACCCCGAAGAAUCACUGGCAAACCUCGAAUGGCUGCUCGUGGCCGACAACAAGGCCCUCUACGGUCACGUUGAGCAGUGCCGUGAUCUGGCCGUCAUUGUUCACGACACAAUCGACCUCAAGAUUGCACCCCGCGCCCGCCGCGGCACCUCGUUCGUCCGCCGUAACAGCCUGGAGGAGGCCCUCGAUUUAGAACGCGACCUGCUCGAUUCACCGGCCGUUUCUAUUCGUGACGUCACCUGGUGUGGCGAUGCCCUUCUUGCUGGCUGUCGAGAAGGCGAACUCAUUGAGCUGGACCUCGCCACCCUGCAACCUCGUAUCCUACUCAACGCCAGCGUCAACGGCCCUGGAUCCGCCGACACCCUGCUCUGGCGCCAGGAUCUUUCCUUGCUUUACGUCGCCGGGUCGGCUGGCAAACUGCGGACUUACGUUGUCACUGCAGCCUCUGACAUCCAGCUCGUUCAAACCUACUCCCUCAACCACGCCAUCACCCAACUCACUCGGCUAAACAACGGUCAAACCCUUUUGGCCGAUCGCAAUUAUCUCGCCCUCUGGAGCACCGAUAUGAAAACUCCCGAAACCUUGCUUGCAGGCCUUCCAGAGCGUGCUUUUGCCGUGACUGCCGUCGCUGCCCUCACCGACGCUGACAAGCCCUCCCAAACACUGGCAGUCACUGUGGGCGCGUUGGGAGACCUGGCCAUGUAUCAGGCCGACACGGGCAACUUUCUUGCCCUCGAGCGACUGGACACGGACGAAAUUACAUGCGUGGCGGCCAGCCCGGCCAGCCCCUGGCUCGUUCUCGGGGCUCGUGAUGGCCCAAAGACUCAAAACGCCGUUGGCGCGCCUGCGUUUGCGGCCCUUGUUUGCUCUGACGACACCUCAUCUAAAUUGCCUCUUGCAUACUCUACCUCGCCAUUGCGUCAGACGGCAACAGCUGAUGUCGCGCUUAGCCUAACCAUGCCCGAGGAGCACCUGGUCGGCUUCUCCAUGACGCGCCUGGCUUGCCGACGCCGCGAUGAUAGUUUGAACAUUGCUGUCACCUUACAGCGGGCUGCAGACGAAAAAGUGCCCGACAACGAAGCCAACUUGUCAAACGAUGCGCUCUUGCGCAUCACCGUCCCCAUUGACAUCCAUCAGCUACGCCACAUGCGUCACAAAUCUACCAACCCGCAAAUCAACCUCAACGACGCCGAACCGUUCCUCUGCUCGAUUCCGGCCUCGUCCCAUCUGGUCUGGGAUCGCCGCUCCCCGGGCCCCAUCCUCGUCUCCAGUGCCCCGGCUCGGUUGACUGUGCUGCAAGCGGCCCCUUCAAUUCCAACCAGCGGCGCCGCUGCCCCUGCGCUCUUUCAAUGGACCGAGUUCCAACCCAGUGAUAUCACUCGCACCAUUGAUUUGCCCCAAACACUGCGUGCUGUCCACGUCUCCUCCAAUGGUGCUGUGGCCGCCUGCGUCCUGGGCCGCACCUUGACGAUGGUGCCCUUGGACGGAACCACUCCCACCGUUGAUUGGCCCCUGCCGGAACCAGCGUAUUAUCUAGAGCCCACUUCCGUACACGUUGCAUUCCUGGAGCACACCGAUCGACUGGCCGUCCUGACCCGCACAGGAGGUCUGGCGCUCUUUGCCGCGAAUUUGAAUGCCACCCUGCCUCCCUUGGACGGCGCUGCGACAGCUCGGGCGUGGGAUACCGCACGCCAAGCCAAGCCCUUGAGCGCUGACGCAAAGCAAUCACUACGCGGUCCAUCAACAAGUGGCGCAAGCACUGCUCUCACUCAAGCCACGGCGACAAUCUUGGAUCCAGACUCAUUAACGGAGGGCCAAAAGGCCAUUGUCCAUCGCUUGGACGCGUUGCGCGGCAAAUUGCGCGAGUUGAUCGCAGCCAACGUCAAGAAACCUGAUGAUGAGCGGCUGGGCAAAGCCGAAUUUGUCGUUAAUCGAACGGAACAGGACCGCUUACAGCGCGAGAAGGAAUUGGCCAUUGCCGAGCUUCGCGCUCACAUUGAACUGGAGAUGCUCCGCGAACAGUUUUUGCGCAACAACCUGAAGAAGGCGUGCUGGGAUACUAUGGAGACCAAGGGCCAAGUGGUAGUAGACUUUGAGGGUGACGUCGAGGUCCGCAACUUUCCUCUGCCCUACGUGAGUCGAGAAGAGGCGGCGCGACUUGAGCGGGUGCAAAGUAUUCGUCGAAUUGAACGGGCAGCGGGCUUUUCUGAGCGCCUUUUCGACGAGGCAGACAACGAUAGUCUACUGUACCGACCUUUAGAACUCGAUUGCACUCACCGGCGCCGCAACCAGACGGUCCUUCUUCAAGACGCCAUUCGCCAAGCCAAACUGUCCUUUAACAAGCGCUUCACCGAUACCGUCGAUGCCAAGCGUGCCGACGUGGCCAAGAUUGAAGCCAUCAACAAGAAAAUUGUCAAAAUUUGCGAAGAGUUGCAAAGCGAGCCGCCGCUCUAUCAUCCGCCUACCUUCCCUCACGAGAAUCCAGAGCAUGUUCUGGCUGUGCGUGACGAAGAGGUGCAGGUGCCACGGGUGCUGACGGCGGAGCAGCGCGCAGCGCUUGAGGAGCAAGAGCGCCUGGAAGCUGAACGGCGCCGCAAGGCUGCCGAGAACGAUGCCCACGAUCGCGGCGUGUACGACAUGAUGUUUGGCCGACUGGAGAGUCGAGAGGAGGAGUCGGUGUGGGAAGACCUACCCAAACCCGCCUUCAUGAGCGAGGUCCCCAAGUCACAGUGGGAUGAUGAGCAAAAGAAGACCGUGCAGGCCUAUGAGGCUGCCGUGAAGGAGCUAAUGGAGAAGCGUGACAAGCGUCGCCAACUCCUGCAAGCUGAGCUGCGCGCCCUCCAGGAGCAGGUCGAAGCCACGCGCUUGGCCUUCAACGAGCGCGUUCGCGUGCUGUUUGGAGAGCGCAUUGCCAGCGAGCAGCUGGUAACUUGCCACGAGCUUGCGGUGCUCAAGCUCUCGCAAGCCUUACACGUGGAGCGAGAAAUGCGUCACCGUCAACUUGAGCUCGUGCAGGAACUGAACGAGGCCAAGGCGGUGCAAGCUCGCUGUGCACGUCAGGUGACAAGCGCCACCAACAUGGUGGCCGAUGUCCAGCUGGAGUAUGAUGCAAUGGUCACGGAAGACAAGCAGCUUGAUAAAUCGUUCAAGACACGCCGCGACUUUAACGGUGCCGAGGCGUUUCUGGAUAUUCUAUACCGCCUGUACCGGCGUCGGCCCAAAAAGUAUGGACUCGGCGUGCCCGUGCCACCGUUGGUGCGCGAGCAUGAUUGCCCUGAGGGCUUGGAGGAUGCCAUGUGGCGGCGCUUGGUUCAUUUGCGCGAGCAAAAAAUUGCAAGUGAACACAAGGUGCACCUCAAAGCGCAAGACUUGGCCGUGGCCAAGCAGUUUCUGGCACGGCGUGAAGUGGAAGAACGCGAAGCAGCCAAUCGCGUGGACAUGGCCAUUUCGGAACAGCGCAGCUUGCACAACGAUCUCUUGGAGCUGAGUCUGGACCUGCCCCUCCUGGUCACGGUUCAGCAAGGCCAAGUCGAGGUGGUGCAUGAGGACGAUUUUGAUCCAAAUUACGAUGAUGCCGUUUUGGUGCAUCGAGCGUUUGUGGAUGAUUUGAACGAUCAAACGCGGCAGCUGGCACAAGCCAAGAUUGCGCACACGCGCAAAAAGAUUGAGUCUGGCAAGGGCUUGCGCCUGCUCGAGUGGCAAUCGGAGCACAUGGACCUCGAGCUCGAGUACAUCGAGGAUGUGUCGCGACAGACGCAAUUGUUCAAGGUCAAGAAGAAUUCGGGUCACAAGACUGACCCCGUCAAGGAAGCGGAGCACUUGGAGAAAGUUCGUAAGGCACGCGAGGACCAUUACGAACACGUCUUGGCGGAUAAGCAAAAGCAGUUGAAGCGCCUCCAGAAGCAGCUUGGCAAGCGUGUACGUGAGAACGAACAGUUGGAUCAACAGAUCCGGGGCAUGGCCAAUACGGUAGCGGAGCGGGCGCAGGUGCGGCAGGUGCAAGCCCAGGUUGUGGGUGACGGUGGGGCGGAACAACGAUUGCGCGGCGUACAACAUAGACGCAAGCUUGUCGAGCUCGUCCAAUCACAAGCCGAGGAGAUGGCUCUUUUACGCCGUGAGGUGGAGCGCUUGCGACUCAAGAGUUUCCCGGCCUUUGGCCCCAGCUCGGGCGCCACGAGCCGCCGUUGA